UCUGAAAUGCCGUGCCCCACAUUUCAAUUUCAAAUUAUUGACAUACGAGCACAGCCAAGGAAAUUUCGAGUGCUGGAUCAUAAAAUGGGUGGCUUUUUGGAAAAACCGGAAACGGAAAAGCAAGCACAAGAGGGUCACGGAAAUGGUCUGCGUUACUGCGUGAGUUCCAUGCAAGGCUGGCGAUUGGAAAUGGAGGAUAGCCACGCGGCUGUUUGUCACCUGAAGGAUCCCCAUGCAAAGUGGUCCUAUUUUGCGGUAUUCGAUGGUCACGCUGGCAAUCAAAUAUCACAGCAUUGCGCUGAACACCUAUUGAACACUAUAAUGGAAACCGACUCAUUUUUAAGGCAGAAAUACGAGGCUGGAAUACGAGAGGGCUUCCUGCAGUUGGAUGAAGAUAUGAGAAAGCAGUAUCAGGACAAGCCAGGUGGCUCGACGGCCAUUUGCGUUUUCGUAUCCCCGGACAAAAUAUAUCUGGCCAAUUGUGGCGAUUCGCGUGCUGUGAUAUCGCGAAAUGGAACAGCUGCCAUCAGCACCGUAGAUCACAAGCCAUUUUCCCCCAAAGAACAAGAACGCAUUCAGAAUGCCGGAGGCAGUGUAAUGAUUAAACGGGUGAAUGGCAUUUUGGCCGUUUCCCGGGCAUUGGGAGACUACGAUUUCAAGAAUGACAUCUCAAAGUCUCCUGUCGAUCAGAUGGUGUCUCCGGAACCGGAUAUAACUGUUUGCAAUCGUUCCGAUCAAGAUGAGUUUAUAGUUAUAGCUUGCGAUGGCAUUUGGGAUGUGAUGACUAGCAGCGAGGUGUGUGAAUUUAUUAGCUCACGACUUUUGGUGACCUAUGACCUGCCGACUAUUGUCAACAGCAUAUUGGAUAUUUGUCUGCACAAAGGCAGCAGGGACAAUAUGACUCUGCUCCUUCUGCUUUUGCCUGGAGCACCGAAAGUCGAUAUGGAUGCCGUCAAGGCCGAGAGGAGCCUUGAUCAAACUAUUGUGCAGAUAACCAGAGAAGUGAUUGAGAAGCACGAAAUACACGACUUUGAAACACUCAUUCGACUGAUGAAGAGAAUGGCCAUCAACAUUCCAAAUCUACCACCUGGCGGUGGUCUUUAUGCAAAAUAUUACAUUAUCGAGCAAGCUUUCCACGAGAAAUUUCCAGAUACUCCGGCUGAAAUCUAUGACUAUUUUUCAAUGUAGAAUAUUUGAUUGGAAAGUAAAACAUAAUUACAGUAAA
Molecule: messenger RNA, 1225 nt
Organism: Drosophila teissieri
Lineage: Eukaryota; Metazoa; Arthropoda; Insecta; Diptera; Drosophilidae
Product: protein phosphatase 1A
Exons: 1
Coding region: 7-1188 (393 amino acids)
Biological process (GO): protein dephosphorylation
Molecular function (GO): manganese ion binding; protein serine/threonine phosphatase activity; magnesium ion binding
Source: RefSeq, a predicted model, not a curated record